AUGGCUAUCAUGCCUGAAGGUGGGCCAGAUGGCAUUACUCCAACUGAGAUCGUUGCGAACAAUCCUCCCGAAGAAAUAAGUUCAAGUGAUCCGGCUACCGAUGACUCUGAAAAGGCACAGCAGAACCAAGCUACCUCAAGAAAAGAAAAGGAGAAGUCGGAAACAGGAGAUGACAUCGAGGUUGCAUCUCAGCACGAUUCCGUUUUGCAGGAUGCUGCCAAAGUAUACGUGCCCGCUGAUAACGAGGAGUUCAUCGAUCCGCGUCUAAAAGACUAUCCAGUCAAGCUUGUCGCCAAGACAGUCGAUCUACACAACAAUUUCGACGAGCCAAUCUUGACUUUUCGCUUCUGGGUUUUGUCUACAUUCUGGGUUGUAUGCGGCUGUGGAAUCUCGAGUAUGUACUAUUUCAAGCCCUACUCGGCCAUCCUUACCAGCUACGCCGUCCAGUUACUCUCGUGGGGUAUGGGGGAUGCCAUGGCCAAGUACAUUCCGGACUGGGGCUUCAAAAUCCGCGGUAAACGAUUUAGCCUCAACCCUGGUCCUUGGAAUGCCAAAGAACAUGGCUUGAUAGUCGUGGCGUAUUGGGGAAGUUGUUAUACUGCCUGGGGCCUCGGUCCCCUAUCUGCUCUCGAGAUGCACUACGGCCGUAGGAUAAAUGCUGGUUGGGGUCUGGCUGGCAUCUUCCGCGAUAUCCUCGUCCGUCCCCCAAAGCUAUUUUAUCCAUCUACCCUUCCGAACGUGGCUCUAUUCAAUGCCAUGCACAAGAACCCAUCUGUUACGAGAAAGUCACUUAGGUUCUUUACAUAUGUGGCCGUCAUUACUUUUAUGUGGCAAUGGGUACCCGGGGUCAUGUUCCCCAUGCUCGGCUCCCUCCCGUUGCUUUGCUAUAUGGCACAUGGACAGUGGAAGGGAUGGGCCAUGGGCUCAGGCUAUUACGGGUUUGGAAUGUUGGACAUAACACUUGAUUGGAACUAUGCUAGCUUCUUUUCACCUCUUUACACUCCAUUAUGGUCUACUGCCUCACAGGUCCUGGGCGCUGUCUUGACCUGCUGGUUCAUAUAUCCCAUCAUGUACUUUGGCAACUCCCUCGACGCCCUGAACUACCCGCCCAUGUCAUCAGGAACAUUUGACACCACAGGCGCCCGGUACAACGUCAGUCGCGUUCUCAACAGUGACUAUACGCUUGACCAAGCCGCUAUGGAUGCCUACUCAGAGCCUCGCUGGUCGCCCUCUUACGCUAUGUAUUUCUUCUGGGGUUUCGCCGCCUCAGCCGGCGCUCUCCUCUACGCUAUCCUUUGGUACGGCAAGGAAUCCUACAUCGCAGUCAAGGAUUCAUGGAAGGGCAGGGAUAAUGACUACAACGACCCGUACCUCCGCCUCAUGAGCCGCUGCCCGAGGGUGCCGCACUGGUGGUACCUGACAUUGCUGGCUGUUUGCUUCGCCCUCUCUCUGGGCACUAUAUACGGCGCCGGGUUGGGUCUCCCGUGGUGGGGUUUUGUUCUGAUCGUCGUAGUCUCGACCAUCUGCACUUUCCCCAACGGUAUUCUAUGGGGUGUGGCCAACAUCCAGGUCGGCAUGGCCUUUCUCUCCGAGCUUCUCGCCGGAGCCCUGUUUCCGGGGAAUCCGAGCGCAGUCCUGACGUGCAUGGUGUACGGCAGGCAGAUUCUUUCCCAGAACCUCAACCUCAUCUCCGACUACAAGUUCGGUUUCUACAUGAAGAUCCCCGAAAAGGAAAUGUUCAUCGGCCAAGUCUGGGGCACACUAUUGGGCCCGUUUAUCAACUACGGAGUCAUGCGCGUCGUCAUAGACCAGAUCGGCGUCGAUGUUCUCACCGGCGUGGUCAAGUCCGAUUCCUGGCUUGCUCUGAAGACGCGCAACUUUUAUAGUCUAUCCGUCCUCUGGGGUAUCCUGGGCCCCAAGGUGUUCUUCUCCAGCGAAUCCGACUAUGCCUGGAUCUACUGGGCCUUCCUAAUCGGCCCGGCCCUGGUCCUCAUGGUAUACAUGGUCCACCGCUGGCGCCCGUCGUGGGAUAUGGAAAAGAUAUGCAAUCCCGUCGUAAUAAUGCACGGCGCAACCUGGUUCCCUGUCUACCAGACCACAAACCUCAUGACCUCGGCCCUUGUCGCCUUUUUCUUCAUGGGCUACAUGUUCCGCUACCGCCCAGUCUGGUUCCGAAAGUACAACUACCUGCUGGGCGUCGGCCUCGACUGCGGUACUCAGCUCUGCCAGACCGUCAUUAUGCUAGGGCUCGACCUUUCGGGCUCCGAAUUCCCCAAUUGGUGGGGCAAGGAUCUCGAAUACGUAGAACGUUGCUUCCCACCGGCUGAUUUACCCCCGAAUGCUCUGAAUUGAGUACACAAGCACACUGGCAACUGAAGGGAAAAGCUGAUGACCUUUGCCGUGCCCUUUUCCCUGUGUCCUUGAUUACGACUGUCUUCGCCGCCAUGGCCGCCGCGGUGCAAACCUCAGCCCACCAAGCUCGUUCUCUGCUAUCCAACGACGUGUCCUGGAGUCCUGGAACUAAACAAAAGUUCCUUUUCAUAGGGACGACAUUCCUCUUCGAACCUGCAAAGCCCAAACGCUCAUGAUUGCGUUGGGUGCCCCCAAACCGUGUGCUUGUGCGAAGGGGGGGAAUAUGGUUUUCGGAUAUGGAAAACAAAAUAGUGGUCAGUUGUAGGGAAAUUCCCAUUGCUCGUUUUCUUUUUAAAACCUCUGGUGUACUGUGACAGGUCAAUUGUGAAAGGAGGGCGUGUGCAAAUGUCAGCUUGAUACAGAAAACCCUUUUUCUUCUUCUUCUUUUUUUUCAAAUAGCAAAAGUAGCAGCAUA
Molecule: messenger RNA, 2827 nt
Organism: Pyricularia grisea
Lineage: Eukaryota; Fungi; Ascomycota; Sordariomycetes; Magnaporthales; Pyriculariaceae
Exons: 10
Coding region: 1-2352 (783 amino acids)
Biological process (GO): transmembrane transport
Molecular function (GO): oligopeptide transmembrane transporter activity
Source: RefSeq, a predicted model, not a curated record